UGUAUUGGGCUUUAUUUGAUUUGCAAACUCCAUUGGGCUUAAUUACAUUAUUAUUGGGCUUUAUAACUGGCAAACCCAGCUUUGAUUACUUUAGGCUUUGACUUUUUGCUCCUCUACUAGUGAAUCUGAAGUUCAAAUCUCUCCGUCGAGAAAUUCCGAUGCCGGAACACCGCUUCUGCUUCUUCCCAGGUAAUUUUUGAUUCCCAUCGUUCUGCUCUGUUUUAUCGAUCACAUUGUGAUAUGGGAGUGAAAUCGGUGUGGGUUGCUUUAUAUAUAUGGUUCCUCUUCGUCCUAGUCUCUGUUACGGAUCUCGUCUUUUGCCGUACGCUAUCACUUGAUCCAGAUCCGUGUGACUCAAUGAAUCAGAGAGAAUUUGAGAAACUCAGAUCGGAUCAGCUAACCGUUCUAAUCAACGGCUACUCUGAAUCUCGGAUUCCUCUUCUGCAAACCAUCGUGGCCUCGUAUUCAGCAGCCUCAAUCGUAUCAUCCAUCUUAGUCCUAUGGGGUAACCCUAACACAUCUGACCAGGUUCUUAACCAGUUAUACCACAACAUGACUCAGUAUUCGCCUGGUACUGCUUCCAUCUCUCUCAUUCAGCAAUCUUCGAGCAGCCUCAACGCUAGAUUCCUCCCUCGUUCCUCUAUAGACACUCGUGCUGUUCUAAUAUGUGAUGAUGACGUCGAGGUUGAUCGGAGAUCGCUGGAAUUCGCGUUUUCUGUUUGGAAGUCUAAUCCUGACCGUCUUGUUGGAACGUUUGUGAGGUCUCACGGUUUCGAUUUGCUAGGGAAAGAGUGGAUUUACACUGUUUAUCCUGAUAAGUACUCGAUUUUGCUGACUAAGUUUAUGUUGAUGAAACAAGAUUAUCUCUUCGAGUAUAGCUGCAGAGGAGGUGUGGAGAUGGAGGAGAUGAGGAUGGUUGUGGACCAAAUGCGUAACUGCGAGGAUAUACUAAUGAAUUUUGUUGCUGCGGAUAGGUUAAGAGCAGGGCCGAUCAUGGUUGGAGCUGAGAGAGUUAGGGAUUGGGGAGAUGCGCGUAAUGAACGAGAAGAAGAAGAACAAGUGGAUGAGGGAGUAAGAGAUGUGGGAUUGAGCAGUAGGAGAGUGGAACAUAGGAAGAGAAGAGGCAAUUGCAUUAGGGAGUUUCAUAGAGUUAUGGGGAAGAUGCCAUUGAUGUAUAGUUAUGGUAAGGUUGUGAACUCUGUUGGGGAACAAGGGCUGUGUCGUAAAGCAGGAAAGCUUGUGUUUUGUGACCGAGAUUGAACGCUUUUUCUCAAAGCUUAUUACACGCGAUGAUGGAGUUAGCAGCAACAUGGAAACGAAGCGUUCGAAGAAGCAUAGUAAUAGUGUAAGAAGAAGCUGCUGGGCUCUGAGAAUAUAGGAAAUUUGUAAACGGGCCUUACAACUAUAAGGCACAAAUAUCUCAAAUUUUGGACCAAACUCAAAAGACAUAAAUGUAAAAUGUAAAGUUUAUGUGUAAAAUAACUAGGAUGUUAUAUAGCAUUACGUAAACCGUUAAAACUAUAAAUCAUU
This is a messenger RNA of Camelina sativa (false flax), 1530 nucleotides long. Lineage: Eukaryota; Viridiplantae; Streptophyta; Magnoliopsida; Brassicales; Brassicaceae. The record is from RefSeq and is a predicted model, not a curated record.